CACAGGAAGAUCACACCAUCCCUCACCAUCAUCAGGGUGAAGAACGGAUUAAUAUAAAAGUUGAGGUUAAAGAAGAAGAAGUGGAGACGUAUGUGGGGGGUGAUCAGCCAUCCGCGGAGGAGGUUGGGAUGAUUAUAAAGCGUGAACAGGAUGAAAGUACUCUACCUACCAACACAGAUGGAUGUGAUGUGAGGAAUUCCUCGGAGAGACAUCUUCUAUUAUCUGCUGAUUGUAAGUCAGAAGAUAAUGUCAUCACACAGGAUCCUCCAGGAGGAAAUCCAAAUACACAAAAUAUACAUCACAGACCUUCCUGUCCGGAGACAUCAAUGGAUCCCUCUGAUCAGGGGGAAUCUUCUCAUCAAUCACAUACUAUGAUUGCAAAUAUCCAUGUAAUAUCUCACACUGCAGAUAGAUCAACAGAUCCUUCUAAUCCCGAGGAAUCUUCCUCAUCCCAUGAAGGAGCUCACCGAGGUCCGAAUCCAUUCUCAUGUUCAGAGUGCGGGAAAUGUUUGACUCACAAAGGAGCACUUAUUGAACACCAGAGAAUUCACACCGGUGAGCGUCCCUAUUCAUGUCCAGAGUGCGGGAAAUCUUUUAAUUCUAAAGGAGACCUUGUUAAACACCAGAGAAUUCACACUGGUGAGCGUCCUUAUUUAUGUACAGAGUGCGGGAAAUCUUUUACUUGUAACGGAGACUUUGUUAAACACCAGAGAAUUCACACAGGUGAGCGUCCUUAUUCAUGUACAGAGUGCGGGAAAUCUUUUAUUUCUAAAGGAGACCUUGUAAAACACCAGAGAAUUCACACAGGUGUGCGUCCUCAUUUAUGUACAGAGUGCGGGAAAUCUUUUAUUUCUAAAGGAGACCUUGUGAAACACCAGAGAAUUCACACAGGUGAGCGUCCUCAUUUAUGCACAGAGUGCGGGAAAUCUUUUAUUUGUAACGGAGACCUUAUGAAACACCAGAGGAUUCACACAGGCAAGCAUCCUCCUUCAUGUUCAGAUAAUGGGAAAUCUUCCACUAUGAAAGGAAACCUUGUGAAACCCCAGAGAAAUCACACAAGUGAGAGUCCUAAUUCAUGUUCAGAUCAUGGGAAAUCUUUCACUAUGAAAGGAAACCUUGUUAAACCCCAGAGAAAUCACACCAGUGAGAGUCCUAAUUCAUGUUCAGAUCAUGGGAAAUCUUUCACUUUAAAUGGAAACCUUGCUAAAUACCAGAAAAUUCUCAUGGGUGAGCGUCCUUAUUUAUGUUCAGAGUGUGGGAAAUCUUUCCUUAAAAAAGUAAGCUUUGUUGAACACCAGAGAACUCACACAGGUGAGCGUCCUUUUUCAUGUUCAGAGUGCGGGAAAUCUUUCACUCUGAAAGGUAACCUUGUGAAACACCAGAGAAUUCACACAGGUGAGCGUCCUUAUUUAUGUUCAGAAUGUGGAAAAUGUUUCACUCAUCAAGGAGACCUUGUUAGACAUAAGAGAAUUCACACGGGUGAGCGUCCUUAUUCAUGUACUGAGUGCGGGAAAUCUUUCAACCAGAAAGGAGACCUUGUUACACAUCAGAGAAGACACACUACACAACGUCCUUAAUGCAUUCCGAUGAAAAAAAGUCUGAUUAGACUUCAGAGGGAAAACACCUGUCGUUUCCGUUGACAACUGUACAAUGCUUUUUACUGGUCAAAAUGGUAUGUCCAUAGCAGCAGAAAUUUUUUUUUUUCGUUUAUAAAGGGGUGCAUCCUGACAAAAGUGAUAUCAAAUUUAUAGGUGUAGUUUGAUAGGUCAAGCUGUCGGAGAAGGUAGUGUGGAUGGUGGAGAAGAGGUGUCAGAGAAUGUAGUGUAGAUGGUGGGAGGAGAGCUUUUGGAGAAUGUAGU
Rana temporaria (common frog) is the source of this 1859-nucleotide messenger RNA. Its product is annotated as zinc finger protein 551-like. Bases 129 to 1577 code for a protein of 482 amino acids. The transcript is spliced from 3 exons. Gene Ontology annotation, molecular function: RNA polymerase II cis-regulatory region sequence-specific DNA binding; DNA-binding transcription factor activity, RNA polymerase II-specific. Gene Ontology annotation, biological process: regulation of transcription by RNA polymerase II. The record is from RefSeq and is a predicted model, not a curated record. NCBI's taxonomy places the organism in Eukaryota, Metazoa, Chordata, Amphibia, Anura, Ranidae.